UUCCUACUAACAAUGCUGACCCAGAGGUGCUGCAGAUCAAUAUCAUUGAGACAGAGGAGGACAACGGGGCGUAUGCGAACAAGUAUUUACUAUUCCCGGUGGAUGCUAAGGAUUACGCAGGGAAGAAGGUUCUUGCUGUACCAAGGUGCUGUCAGAAACGGAAAGGUACACAAGACCGCAGGAGAGUGA
This is a messenger RNA of Colletotrichum navitas, 189 nucleotides long. RefSeq lists its product as uncharacterized. The annotation marks the transcript as partial. NCBI's taxonomy places the organism in Eukaryota, Fungi, Ascomycota, Sordariomycetes, Glomerellales, Glomerellaceae. The record is from RefSeq and is a predicted model, not a curated record. The transcript has a single exon.